Molecule: messenger RNA, 1212 nt
Organism: Hevea brasiliensis (rubber tree)
Lineage: Eukaryota; Viridiplantae; Streptophyta; Magnoliopsida; Malpighiales; Euphorbiaceae
Product: ras-related protein Rab11C
Exons: 3
Coding region: 124-774 (216 amino acids)
Cellular component (GO): endosome
Molecular function (GO): GTP binding; GTPase activity
Source: RefSeq, a predicted model, not a curated record
AACCUUCUCCUUCACCAAAAGCUUUAUUCCAGGAACGUUUGAAUUUCAAUUCUAUACCUUUUUUCUUUUAUGGUUUUGGAAGGCAUAUCAGAGAACAAGAAGAAGAAUAAUAGUACUAAUUAAAUGGCAUACAAGGUGGAUCAUGAGUACGAUUAUCUUUUCAAGAUUGUAUUGAUUGGAGAUUCAGGUGUUGGUAAAUCCAACAUUCUUUCCAGGUUUACUCGUAAUGAGUUUUGCUUGGAAUCCAAGUCUACUAUUGGUGUUGAGUUUGCAACCAGGACUCUUCAGGUAGAAGGGAAGACAGUUAAGGCACAGAUAUGGGACACAGCUGGUCAAGAAAGGUACAGAGCCAUCACCAGUGCAUACUACAGAGGUGCAGUUGGUGCACUCUUGGUUUAUGACAUAACAAAGAGGCAAACAUUUGACAAUGUCCAGAGGUGGCUUCGGGAACUAAGGGACCAUGCAGACUCCAACAUUGUGAUAAUGAUGGCUGGAAACAAGUCUGAUCUGAACCACCUGAGAGCAGUCCCAGCAGAUGAUGCUCAAUUGUUGGCUGAGAAGGAAAGCCUUUCAUUUCUUGAGACUUCAGCAUUGGAAGCUUUAAAUGUGGAGAAGGCAUUCCAGACCAUUCUGCUGGAUAUCUACCACAUUAUUAGCAAGAAAGCUCUUGCGGCACAGGAAGCAUCUAAUUCAACUGGAGUUCCUCAAGGAACUACAAUUAAUGUUGCGAAUAUUUCUGGUAAUGCGGACAAGAGACCUUGUUGUUCUAAUUAGCAAGAUCCUGAUCUUAAAGAAUUGGGAAAGAAAGGAGAGUCUAGCAUUCCAGGAAAUUUUCGUUUUCGGCCAUUUGACAGAAAAGAGAUGAUGCCUUUUUUCACCUUCUGUCAUAUACUCUUCUGAGAAGCCAUGUGGGAAGGAAGAAGGUUUAUAGUCCAUUCGAAUCAAUUCAACAAAUGAUCAAAAGAAGGCCAUGUGUUUCAACACUGGCGUAGUGGAGGAGAAUAGCAGGAAAAUUGCUGUCCUUCUAAAGUAGGUAAUUAAAGAAAAUUCUCUGAAAUUUGUGACGGAUCUUAUAGCUGAUUAAUUCUUUGAAUGUUAGGAAUUAUGGUAAUUAAGAAUGCACUAUUCUCUCAAUGAUCAGCAUUGCAUAGUUGAGAAAUAUUUUACCCUUUUCAUAAUUGUUGUAGGGCAAAUAGGCAUGAAUUACCACAG